This is a messenger RNA of Metopolophium dirhodum (rose-grain aphid), 970 nucleotides long. It is a transcript of the gene Gos28, whose product is annotated as Golgi SNAP receptor complex member 1. The transcript is spliced from 4 exons. NCBI's taxonomy places the organism in Eukaryota, Metazoa, Arthropoda, Insecta, Hemiptera, Aphididae. Gene Ontology annotation, biological process: vesicle fusion; endoplasmic reticulum to Golgi vesicle-mediated transport. Gene Ontology annotation, cellular component: SNARE complex; cis-Golgi network; Golgi membrane. The record is from RefSeq and is a predicted model, not a curated record. The coding region runs from base 147 to 851 and encodes 234 amino acids. Gene Ontology annotation, molecular function: SNAP receptor activity.
AGUAUACGACGCAUUCCCUGAGCUCGUUAGUCGUUACUUAUAGUUACAUCAACGAAUUUGGCCAUCUUCCUACCGAACGGGUAGUUUAGUCGGAUGAAGUAUCGAAUAAUCCCCGAAAUUAACGAUCGCCGUGCCUAAGUGGAAACAUGACAUCGUCGCCGUCAUGGGAAGAUUUGAGGAAACAAGCCAGAAGGCUGGAAACAGAAAUCGACUCAAUGUUGGUGUCAUUAAGUAAAAUAAGUACUAAUAAUCCUAUGAUGUACAGCGAUGAUGAAUCACAGUUGUUGUUGUCUGAUGAUCGAUUUGAAACAGCUACAUCUGAAAUUGAAGAGCUGCUUUCUAAGCUUAAUACUGUCAAUGAAAAAAUGGGCGAAUGGAGUUCCAAUGGGGAACAAUCUACAGUUUCACAAAAUGUGCAUACAGUACAGCGUCACAGAGACAUUUUACAAGAUUAUACUAAAGAGUUUCAAAAAAUUCAAUCCAAUGUUAGAGCUCGAAGGGAAAGGGAAGAUUUAUUGCACAGUGUUCGACAAGACAUUGAUGGCUACAAGAAUUCUGGGACAAAAAACAGGCGUAUGGAUUUAUAUGUCAAAGAACACGAACAUGUGCGGAAUUCAGAUCGAUUAGUAUCCGAUCAGAUUGCAAUUGCAAUGGAAACCAGAGAACAUUUAGUGUCGCAACGGCAUCAUUUUAAACGUUUACAAUCUAGACUUCACGAUUUGUCUAGUAGAUUUCCUGCUCUCAACACCCUUGUACAAAAAAUCAACAUGCGUAAAAAACGUGAUUCCUUUAUAGUUGGAGGAGUUGUUGUUAUAUGUACUUUCAUAAUACUCUUGUACACUUUUCAUUAGGCAGAUUUUCAAAUAAGUGGUUUAUAUUAUAAUCAACCACCAAUUAAUUAUAUAUAUGGGAAUUAAUACGAAUUUUGUUUUUAAAUAAUUACAAAGAUAAAUCUAUUUUACUUAUAUUA